Messenger RNA from Paracoccidioides lutzii Pb01, 300 nucleotides. RefSeq lists its product as hypothetical. Bases 1 to 300 code for a protein of 99 amino acids. The transcript is spliced from 2 exons. The record is from RefSeq and is a predicted model, not a curated record.
AUGACCACCCCAAGCAUAAAGCUGGAUAGGCGCUAUGACCGUCUGAGCGGCACACUCUUGGCAGACAGGAUGGCAAACGUCCGCAUCGAAUCAGCAUUGCAGCUUUCCCAGACGCUCCCAGAUGAUUUGUGGAAACCGAAUCUCAGAUCGGCAUCAGGCUGCCGGGAUUCGGAAAUCAUAUCCGGGGUUGUGGGUGUUCAGCAGAGCAUGGUUCUGAAUCGGGUAUGCACUCAAUGCCACGUAAACGGUGAUACAUGUCAGGGGGAUAAUCCUACAAAUAUGGUCGAGGUGGACGCAUAG